AAUUUUUUUUAAUAUACAUAGUUAAGGCAGACAAAAAAAAACAAAACAGCAAUAAUCAGAUCAACAACAUUUUUUUUUACUAUUCGAAGAAGCCCGACUUUUAUAAUAAUUUAGUAUCGUUAACUAGUGGUUGUUUUAACUAAUCUGUAGUAAUAACCAGUUACCAACUUGUCGUUCAGCUUACUGAUUAAUAUUCAAAAAAACUUCAGACUUUUUCUUUUUGACUUGGAAACAGCAGAUAGUUCCCAGACAGGUACGCCUAGCCAUACAUAAAAAACAGGUAACAAAACAGAAAAAAGUGAAAAAAAGAGAGACAAAGCCAAAGGUAUACUGAAAAGAUUCAGACCCAGUAAAGAACUAGAGUUAUUAGAAGAGUUUAGGACUAUAUCACCUCCUCCUUUAAGUCACCAGUAUGAUGAUGACUAGUUUAGCAAAUGACGAUCCGAAUUUAAACCCAGAUGACACCACUGGAGUCGUUGGUGGCUUACCUCAAGUUAAAGAUGAAGACCAUCUUCACCAUUAUCCAAAUCAACAAGCAUCUCAACAAGUAAACACUCAACAGCCACAACACCAAAGUCAAACUGCUCAAGCCUCAGGCCAACACGUUCAACAUCAUCAACAGCCUCAACAACCUCAACCUCAACAUCAUCAAUAUGAUCCUCACCAUACACAAUUAUACCAUUCUACAACUCCUCAACAACAACAUUCAAUCCAUGAUCCCCAGUUGACUCGUCAACAACAAAUGCAACUUCCUCAACAUCAGUUACACCAACAACACCAUCUCAGUCAUAAUCCAGUAGCUGCUGCUGCGGCCGCAGCUGCCGCAGCUGCCCAACAACAACAACAGCAACAACAACUUCAACAUCAUCUUGUUCAAUAUGGAGCUCCUGAUCAUCAUCACGAUCAACAAGAUCAUUUAAAUGUACAAUUAACUCAACAAUUGCCAUCAUUUCCAACUUCACUUACUCCUCAACAUCAUUCUCAUUUCCAACAACAACAACAACAUCAACAACAGCUUCAACGACAGCUACAACAACAACAACAGCAACUUCACCAACAACAGCAGCAACAACUUCAUCAUCAACACCAACAACUUCAACAACAACAUUUGAGCCAUCAUCAAGUAGGUAUUCCUCAACAAUCACAAGUUCUUCACCAACAACAAGUUCAAGUUCCACAACAACAACAUCACCAUCAUCAUCUUGAUAUGUUGGCUGGAACUGGAGCAGGAGUUAGUCAAUCUCAUGAACAAGAAUAUUCUGAACCUCCAGCCAAUCGUAAAGUUGCCCCACGUUCGACUGAUUUGUUUCGUGUUGGACCUCAAUUCAGUGAAACUAGACACCAUCAAGAAAUUUACUGUAAAGGUAACGAUAUGGUCGUUAAUCCUAUUUUAGAAGCCCGUAUUGAUCGUGGAUUUGAAAUUGGUGAAAAUGGUAAUUGGAUUGGUUACAAGAGAAACUAUUUCACAUUAGUGUCUGCUUUUACUCUUGAAAAUUUUAAUUUUGAAAGAUUUAUUAAUAAUAAAUUUUAUACAUUUGAUAAAGCUAGAGGUAAUGGAGCCAAUGGUAGUGUUAAUGGUAAUGGUAAUGGAAAUGGACAUUUACAUCAUCCACAUCAUCCUCAACUUCAUCACUCUCAAUUAGGAAGUAAAGUUGAUAUUAGUUAUUUUGCCAUUAGAUUGGUUGCUAAAUGUAGUGAUGAUGAUGUAUCAAUUAGUUUAAUUCAACAUACUGCUAAAAGAGAUAAAGGACCUCAAUUUCCUCCUCCAAUUUAUCCUGCUGUUCCAGGUGAUUUACCUGACCAUGAAACUGUUCGUGCUUCAUGUAAUAAAAGAAAUGGUAAUAAAAUUGAAAGUAUGAAUAAAAUAUUUUAUUUUGAUAGAAAUGAUUAUUAUCAUCAUGUGAAUUUGAAUUCUAAUAAAGAUGAUUCAAUUCUUAAGAAUUAUCCAAGUGAUUCAAUUGCUCGUAUUGCAAGAUUUGAAAGAAUUCAAUUUACUUCAUCAAUUAGAAUUAAAUCUGCUUCAACUAAUUCAAGAUAUUUUACUUUACAUGUUGAAUUAUUAGGUAUAAUUGAAGAUGAAGAUUUACAAAUUCAACCUAUUUUAUUAAGCUCAAUUGAAACUCCUCCUUUAAUUAUUAGAGGUAGAUCUCCUUCCAAUUAUCAUAAAGAUAGAACUUCUGGUUAUAGGGGCCAUAUUCAAACCUAAACUUAACUGGUUAUUAUUGUCGUUAAUACAAAAAGAUACAAACAAAUAAACCAAAACCAGACCAGACCAGACCAGACCAAAUCAAAAUAAAACAAAAGAAAGAAAAGAACAGAAAAGAAAAGAUACAGACAAAACAGACACCAAUUAGACCCAUCGCUAAUGCGAAUGUAUCGAAUGUCAGUCAUCAACGAGAACGACUAAAAGAAUCAUAAAACUCCCCCUGUAAUUUUACUAUAAUCAUUUUUAUACCUUCAUUGCUUAGUUACUAUUUUUAUACUUUUAUUCAUUCAAAGCUCCUUCGUACUUCUGUUUAUAGGCUUGCUUGAUACUGCUA
Messenger RNA from Scheffersomyces amazonensis, 2540 nucleotides. RefSeq names its product transcription factor (gene NDT80). Gene Ontology annotation, biological process: meiotic cell cycle; positive regulation of transcription by RNA polymerase II. The record is from RefSeq and is a predicted model, not a curated record. NCBI's taxonomy places the organism in Eukaryota, Fungi, Ascomycota, Pichiomycetes, Serinales, Debaryomycetaceae. The transcript has a single exon. Gene Ontology annotation, cellular component: nuclear chromosome. Gene Ontology annotation, molecular function: DNA-binding transcription factor activity; DNA binding. The coding region runs from base 413 to 2206 and encodes 597 amino acids.